AUGUCAACGAAGACAUUUCUACUAGCUUUUCAUCGUUUUGUUGCUCUUAGAGGGAAACCUUCAGUCGUAUACAGUGAUAAUGGAACUAGUUUCAAAGAAGCUGCCAGUGCUUUUGCCUUAAUUGAUUUUGAGAAAAUUUUCUUUGAAACAAGAGAAGAACACAUAAUUUGGAAGUUUAUACCACCUAAUGGUUCUUGGUGGGGAGGUUGGUGGGAGAGACUUGCAGGAAUGAUGAAAAAUAUUUUAAAGAAAUCUCUAGGAAGAGCCAUUUUAAGCUACGAAAAAAUUAUUACAGCUUUAUGCAAUUGUGAGAAUAUUUUAAAUGAAAGGCAUUUAACUACAAUAUCAUCUGAUCCAAGUCUUACUCCUCUUACACCAGCAAAUUUUCCUCAAGGAAAUCAAAAUUAG
This is a messenger RNA of Stegodyphus dumicola, 408 nucleotides long. RefSeq lists its product as uncharacterized. NCBI's taxonomy places the organism in Eukaryota, Metazoa, Arthropoda, Arachnida, Araneae, Eresidae. The record is from RefSeq and is a predicted model, not a curated record.